AUGCCGCCGUUUGCCCCAGCCAUUUUGAAAAGAAUUAGACCCGAUCCUUUUCUGUCUUGCCCAAGAGUGUCAGAGCUAGAGGAAACCGUUUUCAACACAUUUCUAUCGGAACAGAAUGUUUCACUUGUGAUGUUCUACGACCCAAAUUGCCCGGAAUGCCAAAGAUCAAAACCACAUUUUGUCAAAGCUGCAAGAACAGCAGACAAGGAGGCAGGAAGCUUCGCUGCUGUCAACUGUAGCAAGAACCCAGAUCUGUGUCGACAAGAGGGCGCCUACCGACGUAAACUGCCAGUGUUCAAACUCUACGCCAGAGGACAAUAUGUCAGUGACCACGAAAAUGUCCUAGACUACCAUUCGUUCAAAAAAGUUGUGGAGAACACACCCUUUUUCCCGCGCCCAAAGCCUAGACACUCAGGCCCACCAGUAAUCGAGCACCAAUAA
Molecule: messenger RNA, 441 nt
Organism: Candidula unifasciata
Lineage: Eukaryota; Metazoa; Mollusca; Gastropoda; Stylommatophora; Geomitridae
Source: the annotation of a GenBank genome assembly